ACCCGAACGAAAACUAAGAAAUAUAAAAAGAGAAGAAAGAAACAAAGCAUGGCAUGAAAUAGCAAUGGCAAAUUCGCAAUGACGAGAACAGCAGCAACGAUGCUGCAACGUGGUUAGCACAUAGAAAUUCAAUUCAGAGAGAGAGAAUUGAAAUCAUCGUGUGUGUUUCUUUCUUUCUUCUUCGUCGUCGUGGAUCAACCAAUCAUUCAUCUUCGCAAUUCCCCAAUUUCGUUUCACGAUGGAAGCUUUGAUCGAGUUAUGCGACCUGAUUUCGCAGAACCCUUCGCAACUCUCCGAUAAGCUUUCAUGGAUAUGCGACAAAUGCCCUCCGCCGGAGCACCUCUCCGCCGGAUCGCCUAGGGUUUCGCGGUCUCACCUCAAUGCCGUCAUCGCCGUCGCUCGCUUCCUCUCCAAUUGCCCCGAUUCUUCCGAUCUGCGGCCUAAAUCAGUCGCGCUUGAGUUCCUCCGCUCAAUUCCAUAUUCCUUCACUCAAUCCUUCUGGCCUCAGCCGUUCAACGCUGAUUCCGUUUCCUCUUUCUUCCUCGAUUUCCUCGCCUAUGUUUCCAAGGCCGCUCAGUCGUCGCCGGAUUUCGCCGACGAGGUGGCUUCGUUCUCCGGUGAGGUAGUCAUAUCCGCGAUUGGUGAACAGCACUCCGGCAUUGCUAGGUCUUUCUUGGUUGCUCUGUCGCAGAGCUUUCUGCCGAUUUCUGCUUCGGAUGCUGACAGAGUGGUGACUUGUUUGAUCGAUCAAUUUGCGUUCCCUGCCCCUGGCACGCCCAGGGAACCCAAUGCCGCCGGAAAUUGCGACAAUUCUUCGUCGGCUCAGAGCUCGCCGCUCAGUGUGAACCUGAACCACCGGUCGCAGGCCAAUUACAAUGGCAGCCCAGGGAAUGAAGUCUCCGGUACUUCUUCGAGCGGUGGCGCGGCUUCUAAGGCAGCGGAUGAUGCCAGCACUGCCUCGUCGAGAGGUUCGGCCAUGAUGAAUGGGGGAAGCCACGUGUGGAGGAGUAAUGCCGAUCAGUUGGCACAGACCUUGGGUUUGAAUGAUGGUGGAGCCUCGUCUGGCCAACAAGUUGCUUCGUUUGAGGAAGAGACAGUGGAGUUCUUGGAGAGGCAGGAAAUAGCUUUUAAGCUGAUUGCUCAUGUGUUGGAAAAGGCCCCCAUUGAUCCUGCCCUUUUGGAGCAGCUUAGGUUAAUUGGGAAGAAGCAGAUUCAGUCCAUGUCUGCAUUUCUGAAGAUACGGAAGAGGGAUUGGCAUGAGCAGGGGUCACUUCUAAAAACUAGAAUUAACACCAAACUGUCAGUCUAUAAAGCUGCAGUGAGGCUAAAAAUCAGGAGCCUCUCCGCAUUGGAUUCUGAUUCGAGAUCUGUCAAGAGAUUGGUUUACGAGGCAGUUGCAAUAUUGAUAGAUGCUGCCGAGGCAUGCUUACUAUCAGGAUGGCGGAAGAUGAAAACGUGUGAAGAGCUCUUCAGUUCUUUGCUUCUUGGGGUAGCACAAAUUGCUAUCGCCCGAGGAGGUCAGCCACUGCGUAUUUUGCUCAUUCGCCUAAAACCAAUUGUUCUCAAUGUUUGCGCUCAGCCCUAUACAUGGAGUAACACCCAAGGGACCAUGUUUGAGAGCGUCACAAAGGUCAGCUGUCAAAUUAUUGAAUCCUGCUGGGCUAAGGAACGGGCCCCUGUAGACACGUACAUCAUGGGGUUAGCCACAAGCAUACGUGAACGAAAUGAUUCUGAGGAACAGGACAACCAAGAGAAACCUGCAGUUCCUUUUGUACAGCUCAAUGUUAUACGCCUGUUUGCUGACCUGAGUGUUGCAGUCAACAAGUCUGAGCUGGUAGAUGUGAUAUUACCUCUUUUUAUUGAAAGCUUAGAAGAGGGUGAUGCUUCAACUCCUAGUUUACUGAGACUUCGACUUCUUGAUGCUGUGUCUCAAAUGGCCAGUUUAGGUUUCGAAAAAUCUUACCGUGAGACAGUGGUUUUGAUGACUAGAAGUUACUUGAAUAAACUCUCCAGCGUUGGAUCAGCUGAAAGCAAAACAGAGGCACCUGAAGCCACGACGGAGAGAGUUGAAACUCUACCUGCAGGAUUUCUUAAUAUUGCCAGUGGUCUUAGUAGUGAAAGAUUGCGUUCAGAUUAUCGCCAUCGAUUGCUCUCCCUAUGCUCAGAUGUUGGUUUAGCUGCUGAGUCUAAAAGUGGAAGGAGUGGAGCAGAUUUCCUGGGUCCUCUGCUUCCUGCAGUUGCUGCAAUUUGUUCUGAUUUUGAUCCUACUGUAAAUGUGGAACCGUCACUUUUAAAACUGUUUCGCAACCUAUGGUUCUACGUUGCGCUUUUUGGCCUAGCACCUCCAAUACAGAAGACUCAGGUAACUACGAAGUCAGUUUCCAGUACACUGAACAGUGUGGGAAGCAAUGGUGCUAUUGCUCUUCAAGCAGUAAAUGGACCAUAUAUGUGGAAUACGGAGUGGUCUUCUGCUGUUAAGAGAAUUGCUCAAGGGACCCCUCCACUAGUUGUUAGCUCAGUGAAAUGGCUUGAGGAUGAGUUAGAACUAAAUGCUCUGCACAACCCAGGCAGUCGCCGGGGCAGCGGCAAUGAAAAGGCUGCUCUUGCACAAAGAGCUGCUCUUUCUGCAGCUUUAGGAGGGAGGGUUGAUGUCGCAGCCAUGAGCACCAUAUCAGGAGUAAAGGCUACUUAUCUUCUUGCUGUAGCUUUUCUUGAGAUCAUCCGCUUUAUCAGCAAUGGGGGAAUCCUAAAUGGUGGCACCACUAGGGAUGCUGCUAGAAGUGCAUUUACUUGUGUCUUUGAAUAUCUCAAGACUCCAAAUCUAAUGCCAGCUGUCUUCCAGUGUUUAACUGCAAUUGUUCACAGGGCCUAUGAAACAGCUGUGUCAUGGCUGGAAGAUCGAGUAUCUGAAAUAGGCCAUGAAGCCGAGGCUCGAGAUUCAAUACUUACGAUGCAUACCUGUUUUCUAAUCAAAAGUCUUUCCCAAAGGGAGGAUCACAUACGAGAUAUUGCAGAAAACUUAUUGACCCAACUUAGAGAUAGGUUUCCACAGGUUUUAUGGGAUUCCUCCUGCUUAGAGUCAUUGCUAUUUUCAUUGCAUGAUGACUCUUCCGCUGUCAUCAAUGAUCCUGCUUGGACAGUUACAGUCCGAUCCUUGUAUCAGAGAAUUGUUCGGGAAUGGAUAAUUAAAUCGCUUUCAAGUGCUCCAUGCACUAGCCAGGGCCUUCUUCAGGAUAAACUUUGUAAAGCUAACAACUGGCAAAGAGCGCAGCCCACAAUCGAUGUUGUUUUACUUUUAUCUGAGAUAAGAAUUGGCACUGGGAAAAGUGACAACUGGUCAUCUCAAACAGCAAAUAUUCCCGCAGUCAUGGCUGCUGCGGCUGCUGCAUCAGGAGCAAACUUAAAAGCAUCAGAGUCUUUUAAUUUAGAAGUUAUGAGUUCUGGUAAGUGCAACCAAGCUGCAGCGACAGUUAAAUGCAACCAUGCUGGAGAAAUUGCUGGCAUGAGAAGGUUGUAUAACAGUAUUGGUGGAUUUCAGUCCAGUACUACACCAACUGGUUUUGGGCUUGGAGCUGGGCUGCAAAGAAUUAUAUCUGGAGCUUUUCCCCAACAGCCACAAGCUGAGGAUGAUUCAUUCAAUGCAAUGUUGCUAAAUAAGUUUGUACGUUUACUUCAACAGUUUGUCAACAUAGCAGAGAAAGGUGGGGAAGUGGUCAGGUCUGAAUUUCGUGACACUUGCUCUCAGGCUACAGUGCUGCUUUUGUCAAAUUUGAGUUCUGGAUCCAAAUCAAAUGUGGAGGGCUUCUCACAACUUCUUCGUCUUCUUUGCUGGUGUCCUGCUUAUAUUUCCACAUAUGAUGCAAUGGAAACAGGUGUUUUCAUAUGGACGUGGUUGGUUUCGGCUGCACCUCAGCUUGGAGCACUUGUCCUUGCUGAGCUUGUUGAUGCUUGGUUAUGGACAAUUGACACCAAACGUGGUCUUUUUGCAUCUGGAACAAGGUACUGUGGGCCUGCUGCAAAACUGAGGCCUCACCUGGCUCCUGGGGAGCCUGAACUGCAGCCCGAGAUGGAUCCUGUUGAGCAAAUAAUUGCACAUCGACUUUGGCUUGGAUUUUUUAUUGAUCGUUUUGAGGCGGUUCGGCACCAAAGUGUGGAACAACUCUUGCUUCUUGGAAGGAUGCUGCAGGGGACAACAAAGCUUUCCUGGAACUUUUCUCACCAUCCUGCUGCCAAUGGUACUUUUUUCACUCUCAUGCUUCUAGGGCUCAAGUAUUGCACUUGCCAGUUUCAGGGAAAUCUGCAAAAAUUUCAAUUAGGGCUUCAGCUGCUGGAAGAUCGGAUUUAUCGGGCGUCUUUGGGUUGGUUUGCUUAUGAGCCGGAAUGGUAUGACACAAACUAUACAAAUUUUGCUCAAUGUGAGGCUCAGUCUGUUUCUCUAUUUGUUCAUUACCUUUCAAAUAUGAAAGGAGAUGCUGUUCAAUUAGGCUCAAAAGGAAAUGGACAAGAAAAUGGGAAUUCUUUGGCUGAUAUGAGUGAUCUCUAUCAUCCUGUCUGGGGUCAAAUGGAGAACUAUGCUGUAGGCAGAGAAAAGCGGAAGCAGCUACUUUUAAUGCUAUGCCAACAUGAGGCCGAUAGGCUUGACGUCUGGGCGCAGCCAACUAACACAAAAGAAAGUAGUUCCCGACCCAAGGUUAGUUCAGACAAAUGGAUAGAGUAUACUAGGACUGCCUUCUCAGUGGAUCCUAGGAUUGCUUUAUCCUUGGCCUCAAGGUUCCCAGCCAAUGUAUUUGUGAAGACCGAAGUAACUCAGCUGGUUCAGGCACAUAUAGUGGAUGUGCGCAACAUACCAGAAGCAUUACCGUACUUCAUUACCCCAAAGGCUGUUGAUGAUAAUUCAGUACUAUUGCAACAAUUGCCUCAUUGGGCUCCUUGUUCCAUUACACAAGCUCUAGAGUUCCUUACUCCUGCAUACAAGGGUCAUCCACGGGUGAUGGCAUAUAUUCUCAGGGUUCUGGAGUCCUAUCCUCCUGAACGUGUGACUUUUUUCAUGCCCCAGCUGGUUCAGUCUUUGCGACAUGAUGAAGGGAGAUUAGUAGAAGGUUAUUUACUUAGAGCUGCUCAAAGAAGUGACAUAUUUGCCCAUAUUCUUAUCUGGCAUCUGCAGGGUGAGACUGUACCCGAGACAGGAAAAGAACCAAACAGUGGGAAGAAUGGUUCUUUUCUAGAACUGCUGCCAGCUGUAAGGCAGCGUAUAAUUGAUGGUUUUAACCCAAAGGCGCUUGACAUAUUUAGAAGAGAGUUUGAUUUCUUUGACAAAGUUACAUCCAUCUCUGGUGUAUUAUAUCCACUCCCUAAGGAAGAACGCAGAGCUGGUAUUCGAAGGGAGUUGGAGAAAAUUGAGCUGGAGGGCGAAGAUCUUUAUCUACCGACAGCUACAAAUAAGCUUGUUAAGGGCAUUCGAGUAGAUAGUGGUAUUCCCUUACAGUCAGCCGCAAAAGUCCCAAUCAUGAUAACAUUUAAUGUAGCUGAUCGAGACGGGGACCAAAAUGAUAUAAAGCCACAAGCUUGCAUUUUCAAGGUUGGAGAUGACUGUAGACAAGAUGUUCUUGCCCUUCAAGUAAUAUCACUUCUUCGAGAUAUAUUUGAAGCUGUCGGAAUAAAUCUUUAUCUAUUUCCGUAUGGUGUUCUGCCUACUGGUCCUGAGAGAGGUAUAAUAGAGGUUGUGCCGAAUACACGUAGUAGAAGUCAGAUGGGAGAAACAACUGAUGGAGGUUUGUUUGAGAUAUUUCAGCAAGACUAUGGACCGGUAGGGUCUGCCAGUUUUGAGGCUGCACGCCAGAAUUUCAUCAUUAGCAGUGCUGGUUAUGCCGUUGCUAGUCUUUUGCUUCAACCAAAGGAUAGGCACAAUGGGAACCUUCUCUUUGAUAAUGUUGGGAGGCUUGUGCAUAUUGAUUUUGGUUUCAUCCUAGAAACUUCUCCAGGUGGGAAUAUGCGUUUUGAAAGUGCACAUUUUAAGCUGAGCCAUGAGAUGACACAAUUACUAGAUCCAUCCGGUGUUAUGAAGAGUGAUACGUGGAGCCAAUUUUUAAGUUUAUGCGUGAAAGGGUACCUUUGCGCGCGUCGACACAUGGAUGGGAUCAUCACUACGGUGGCGUUAAUGCUAGAUAGCGGGUUACCUUGCUUCAGCAGGGGCGACCCGAUUGGCAACCUUCGAAAGAGAUUUCAUCCAGAAAUGAGUGAGCGUGAAGCAGCCAACUUCAUGACCCAUGUGUGUAAAGAUGCUUACAAUAAGUGGACCACUGCUGGCUAUGACUUGAUACAAUACCUGCAGCAAGGAAUCGAAAAGUGAGAGAUAGUAUAGAACUGACCUAACUUGUACAUGUUUCUUUGUAAUAUUACAUUCAUUGUUGUCCUAUGCUUUGAAUUUUUUGAGGAAUUUCAUGGUUAUAGUGCUGAGGAGGGAAUAGUAUAAAUGGCGGAUGAAGAUUCAAAAGUAAAGUUCUGUAUUUUUUUGUUUGUUUAUGGGUUGUUCCUCUUCAUGUAAAAAAACAGCUUUGUAAUAUUAUUUAUUAAUGAUAAUUGCAAUUCAUUGCGGUGAUGAGAA
This is a messenger RNA of Lotus japonicus, 6604 nucleotides long. Its product is annotated as phosphatidylinositol 4-kinase alpha 1. The transcript is spliced from 26 exons. Gene Ontology annotation, molecular function: 1-phosphatidylinositol 4-kinase activity. Lineage: Eukaryota; Viridiplantae; Streptophyta; Magnoliopsida; Fabales; Fabaceae. Gene Ontology annotation, cellular component: plasma membrane; cytoplasm. Bases 239 to 6349 code for a protein of 2036 amino acids. The record is from RefSeq and is a predicted model, not a curated record. Gene Ontology annotation, biological process: phosphatidylinositol-mediated signaling; phosphatidylinositol phosphate biosynthetic process.